Leishmania mexicana MHOM/GT/2001/U1103 is the source of this 2226-nucleotide messenger RNA. RefSeq lists its product as hypothetical. Bases 1 to 2226 code for a protein of 741 amino acids. Lineage: Eukaryota; Euglenozoa; Kinetoplastea; Trypanosomatida; Trypanosomatidae. The transcript has a single exon. The record is from RefSeq and is a predicted model, not a curated record.
AUGCCCCUCCGACAUCAUCUGUUCAAUCGACGCGAAGUCGUCGCCGUGUUUUUGGAUCUUGAUAAUGCAACGCUACGCAUCACGGAUAUGGCGCUGCCAGCACCCCACCCAUCGCUCGCUUCAUCGGGAGGCGCUGCCGCUUCCGCGUAUGUGCCUCCGCUGACACGCCUGGACGUGGUACGUGAGGCGCUGGUGGCGUUCGUGCGCGCGAAGGUGCGUUCUGUCCCCAGAACCGCGCUCCUCACCUUUCGCCUGUACGUCCUCCGCGCUGGCGGUGCCGAGGAGAGGGGACACGAGAACGGAGAGGCAGUGGUGCAGGAGCUAUUGGUACCGGGUCCUGCUGGGGCUGCUGGCGGUCGUGCGAUGCAGGCUGCCAUCAAGGCCCUUGAUCCCAGUCUGUGGGGACCGGGCAACAGCUGCGAGAGCGGCGCCGCAUCGUUGUUGCCGACGGUCUACACCGGGGUGGUACGUCUCCUGAAGCGCCUUCUCGAGGCAGAGCAAGCGCAGUGGCCGCCCGCCGACCAGGCGGUGAUGGAGAUGUCCAAGAGCGCUUCGGUGAACGUGCUUGAAAACUCAUCCUUCGCGCAUACGAAGGGCGCCCCAGCUGCCAUGACUUCUAGCGACAACGCUGGGCUGUCUUCCGCUUCGCCAACUCGCGGAGGCCCACCAGCGACUGCGGCGGCGGUAAACCAGGAGGUGUGUGUUGUGCACGGCAUUGUGCUGCGCUCGCGGCAGGGUCCUCUUGCACUGCCGAGCUCGCCCGUGCAAGUCAAGGUCUCGACAACUUCGUGCAGCAGGGACUGCACUCCUACCACUGCGGCGCCACGCUGUUGGCUCGAUGUUGUCUCACUGGCUCCCCUUGGUAGCGUUGCGCAGACAACACUGUCUCGCUCUUCCGCGAACACUGGCAGCUCUGCGGCAGCGGCAGUACCGCAUGAGCACACACCACCACUGUCUACUGAGCUGAGCAUCGACGAUUCCUGUGCCUGUGCAUUGGUAGACCCGGUGGAGCUCACAGGUAUUAGCCACCGUGGGCUCGCACUCGGGCCGGCACUCGCUCGGCUCAUCUCCCUAAAGGAGCGCGGCAUCGGCUGUUUGGUGCGCCCCCCACUCGCCGUUGUGGAUCUUCUUGCAUUCGCUGCGGCGCCUGCAGAUGCGGGGCCAGCGUCCCUCUUGAGCCGUGCAGGGUUCAAUGCCGGCGAUGGAACCACCUCCGAAAAGCGAAGCAGGACGUCCUACAGGCUGGACGUCCCGGCUGCUGAAGCGGGGACUGGCACUACCGCAGCAAAAAACAUCACCUCACAGCCUGCUCCUUUGCCGCAGCCAUCGGCACCGUCAGUAUCAUCACGGCGCUCAGAAUUUCCGCCGGUAGUGGCGAUGAGGGCCGGAAACGGCAGCACUUCUGUGCAGUCGUGGGGUUUAUCCGCCCCUGUCGGCACAACGCACCACUCCCUUCCCGGCAUGCCCGAGCAACGCGGCACCGCUUCCGCCGCGCAAUCACCGCUGCAGCCCAACCGACGAAGACCCAUCACGAACAGUGCUGCCACUGCUGCUACUAGUGCGGGUCUUCCGUCUCCUUUGAAAAUAUUGCGCGAAGAGAUGAAGCUCGACCUUGCCAUGGAGCGACACGGCAGCGGUGCUGCCGACGAGAUCCCUUCCCAAUCACCUGAAUCUGCGACGAAUGCGCCAACCCUGCAGCUGAACCGAGCAGCCACCCACGACGUCUGCACGCAGAGACGACGCGUGCAGACUGCUCUGAGUCCAAGUAGGCGAGGCUCGGAGAAGGGCCCAUCGCGCCCUCAACCGCAGCCACCGCAUCAGCGACCGCGGAAUUCCGGCGUCCACAGCGGUGACGUCAUUGCCUCCGACACGCAGGCGCAAUCGAUAUCGGCAGCGGCGGCACAUCAAGUGCAGUGUCGGAGCACCCCCCAGCUGCAGUCAAGAAUGUUUCCGGUGCUGGCACAAUUCGUUACUCCGCUUCCGUUGACGCACCCACACCCCUCCCUAUCCCAGCAAUCUGGCUGCGUCACGGCGCGGCAUGUGCAUGGCGUUCGAGCAAACCCUGGAACUCAGGCUACCGACCCCAGCAGCGGAGGCGGCAACGACGGUAGCACGAAGCCCAGCGCGGCCGUCGGUAUCGGCACGUCGUUCAACAGCACACCACCUGGCACGAUGGCGAACGGCAGCGCUUCGUCUCCGAGGCAUCCCCACUCGUCGGUAAAGUGA